This is a messenger RNA of Amaranthus tricolor (Joseph's coat), 2248 nucleotides long. Its product is annotated as protein NRT1/ PTR FAMILY 5.4. The coding region runs from base 165 to 1808 and encodes 547 amino acids. The record is from RefSeq and is a predicted model, not a curated record. Gene Ontology annotation, cellular component: membrane. Gene Ontology annotation, biological process: transmembrane transport. The transcript has 5 exons. Lineage: Eukaryota; Viridiplantae; Streptophyta; Magnoliopsida; Caryophyllales; Amaranthaceae. Gene Ontology annotation, molecular function: transmembrane transporter activity.
UUGCCACUCGCUCCCCACCUCCUUUCUCUUAAUUCCCACUCUUGGCUAUUUUUGGAGCUGCAUACCUAAUAAUAUUUAUAAUUCCAUUCUUUCUAUAUUUACGUGUCUGAACUUCACUACUCAUCACUUCUACUUGAAUUUCUCUUAACUUUUCUUUAACAUCCAUGGAAAAUCAUCAACUUAGCCCUCCCAAAGGAGGAUGGAAAUCUGCCAUCUUCAUCAUUUUUGUGGAAAUGGCAGAGAGAUUUGCAUAUUAUGGGAUAGCAGGAAAUAUGAUGAUGUACCUAACAAAAGUGAUGGAAGAGCCGGUAGCGACAGCCGCUAAGAAUGUGAAUUCAUGGAAUGGUGUUUCUUCACUUGCCCUUUUUAUUGGUGCUUUCUUUGCUGAUUCUUUUCUUGGUCGUUUCAACACUACUCUCAUUUCUUCUUCCGUUUUUCUCAUGGGUUUGAUGCUAUUGACAAUAUCAACAACUACUACAAUCCCACAACAUGCUCGUACUGCUUUAUUUUUCAGUGCCCUAUACAUAACUGCGUUAGGAGAAGGUGGCCAUAAACCAUGUGUACAAACCUUUGCAGCUGAUCAAUUCGACGAGAACACCCCAGAACAAAGAAAAGCCAAGAGCUCAUUUUUUAAUUGGUGGUACCUUGGAAUUGUUGUUGGUGCAACAAUUGCCGUUCUAGUAGUUGUUUAUGUGGAAGACAAUAUAAGUUGGACCGUCGGUUUUGCCAUCCCUACUUUAGCUGUCGGCUUAGCUCUUUCUAUAUUUAUCCUUGGAAGUUCAACGUAUAGAAAGGAACGGCCAGUUGGAAGCCCGUUUACUAGCGUGGCUCAAGUGGUUGUUUCCGCCAUUCGAAAGCGGCACUUGACGGAGAUGAGUAGUGGUCGUGGGCUUUACUAUUCUGAUGAUGAUGUUGCUGGCCAUGGGUUGCAAGUGCUUAAAUUGGCUCCUACUAAUCAUUUCAGAUGUUUAGACAAAGCAACAGUCAUUGACGACAGAGAUUCAAUGAUGAAAUCAAGAAAUGGAUGGAGACUAUGUUCAGUAAAUCAAGUUGAAGAAGUAAAAUUAAUCCUAAGGUUGAUCCCAAUUUGGGUAUGCACAUUUGCAUAUGCAAUAAUAGUUGCACAAGUUCAUACUUUCUUCAUCAAACAAGCUAGCACAAUGAAUCGAUCAAUUGGCCCUAAGUUUCAAAUUCCACCUGCAUCUCUUCAAGUCAUUCCUGGGAUUGCCAUUCUCCUUUGUCUUCCUAUCUAUGAUAAAUUCUUAGUCCCUACUUUUAGAAAUCUCACUAAAAUCCCUUCAGGUAUAACAUCGGUCCAAAGAAUAGGAAUUGGCAUAGGACUCUCAAUCCUAACCAUUGCCACAGCAGCCAUAGUUGAGUCGAUGCGACUAAACGUAGCAAGUAAGCAUGGACUCAUCGACGAUCCAAAGGCAACAAUACCCAUAAGUGUAGGCUGGUUAGUCCCUCAAUUUGUAAUAAUGGGACUUAGUGAUAUGUUUGCAUAUGUUGGAAUGCAAGAGUUAUUCUAUGAUCAAAUGCCAGAAGAUAUGAGAAGCAUGGGUUCGGCCUUGACUAAUGGUGCACUUGGUAUUGGAGCUUUCAUGAGUACUGCUAUUAUAUCUGCUGUACAAGGGAUUACUUCUAAAUGGGGAAAUCCUUGGUUGGUUAAUAAUCUUAAUCUUGCUCAUCUUCAUCAAUUUUAUUGGGUUUUGGCUGGAUUUUGUGCUUUGGAUUUGGUACUCUAUGUAUUUGCUGCUAGAUGCUUUGUUUGGAACAGAACUGCACACACUGUUGAUCCAUUAGUGUAAGUUUCUAAGUUUAGCUCAUGGUUGAGGCCCGAUGCCCGAUGCCCGAUAUAUCUUAUAUACUCUAUUAGCGGCCUAAAAAAAUAGCUUAAACUUCUGAUUGAAGCUACAUUAUAUUUUAUAUGCUCUAUCAGAUGCCUCAACAAGCGGCUUAAACUGUUAGUUGAAGACCUUAGGAGCCUCAAUAAGCACCUUAAAUUUUUGCUUUGAGGCUCCAAUAUAUGUUAUAUACUUUAUCAGAGGCUUCAACAAACAACUUAAAUUUUUGGUUGAGGACCUAAUAUAUGUUAUAUACUCUAUCAGGGGCUUUAAUAAGCAAAUUAACUUUUGCUUUGAGGUGUCAAUAUAUGUUAUAUACUUCAUCAUCAUAUAUAUAAUGUAUGUGUGUGAGAGAGAGACUGUCUAAUGUGAAUAUUUAUAUUAUAAUAAUUAAAAGUUUUUCA